This is a messenger RNA of Vespa mandarinia (Asian giant hornet), 1602 nucleotides long. RefSeq names its product spermatogenesis-defective protein 39 homolog. Gene Ontology annotation, biological process: intracellular protein transport; vacuolar transport. The record is from RefSeq and is a predicted model, not a curated record. Gene Ontology annotation, cellular component: cytoplasm. NCBI's taxonomy places the organism in Eukaryota, Metazoa, Arthropoda, Insecta, Hymenoptera, Vespidae.
AUUUAUAAUUCAUGACGAAAACUUUUCAAUAAUAAAUAUUGACACAUUAAUUGUUACUUAAAAAAAAACUUAAUUGUUCUUACGUUUCCAUUCAAACAGGAUGUUGACAAUUAAUUACGAACGACCUAUUCUUCACAAUGCUCUUUAUUGUUAACUACACUUGUAUAAAAAGAUUUCCUGAUUGUAAUUGUAUCGAACGAAUUGAAUUUAUUUCCUGUCAAUAUGAGCAUUACAAAAGACGAGGAAAAUUAUUGGGACGACAUCGAAAAAAAUUUUUUCUGCUUCGAGAGUAACGAGGUAGAUCAACCGUUCGAAGCUUCAGAUAUUAAAUCAGAGAUUUUGGGUACUGAUGUUUCCUUCCUCUCAACAUCUAAAAAUUAUAUCAAAUCUAAUAAUGAUUUAGAAAAUUUGAAACCUCUACUUUCUGUCAUUUCUGAAAAAACACUUCAUUGCAUUUUAGCUUUAGAUAAAAUCCAAAAUAUAGAUCAACGACCCAAUGACGACGUUCAAACACAACCAGAUGUUACUCUUAGAAGGAUAUUAAUGGGACAAUCUUAUUCAUUGGAACAGUACAAAUCAUUGGCUAGCAAGACAGCAUUAUUAGAUUCAGCUGUAAAAAGUGGAAAUGGGAAUGCCAUAUUAAUAAUAGUUCUGUUUCUUAUAAAAACUUUGAAGAAAUCUUUAGUUUACCGUCUAUUAGCUGAAAGACCAGAAGUAGUGAAUGUGUAUAUACAUUAUCUCUCUACUAAAUUACAAACAAAUGAAAUUACAGACAUUUUAUCAAUGCUAGGUCAAUUAGUAAAUUCUGCAAUGAUAAAUCUGCACAUUAUUCUAAAGAAUACUCAAGAUUGUGAUAAAUUACUGCAAAAACUUCGUAACUGCUACAAGACACAAUUCUUAAAUUUAGUUGAUUGUAAAGAAACACAGUUUCUUCAUUCUUAUAUUCAAUUGUUAGAGUGGCAUGUGGCAUUAAGAAAUGCAGAGAAUAGUGAAAAAAUAGAGGGAAAUUGGUCGGUUCUUGAUUUUUUACGUUAUAUAUGUAAAAACGAUAAACAUUCCUCGCAGUCAGCUGUCAUGUUUUCUCAACAACAUGAUAUAUCGCCUAAGCAAUACCAAAAAAUAGUAAUUGAGGUUAAAGCAUCGCUCGGCGAAUGGGAAACUAUUGAUCGUCUACUUUUGACAAAAGGCUGGCUUGGAAAUAAAAAAUUACAAACAUCUCUGCCCAUAGAGGAUAUUGUUAAAUUAUUCCACAGAGCACAGGCACCGCUUGAUAUUCUUGAACAAUAUUUAAAAUAUGUAGACAAUAUUGACAAACGUUUAGAACUAGCCAAAUCUUUCAAUUGUUACAGAAUUGCCAUAGAUAUUUUUGUGAUGCAAGGAGAUCAAACGGCAUUGCUGGAAUAUAAAAGGAAACUUCAGCCACAAUCGGAAGAAUAUUUUUAUGCUACAAGCGCUUUGCGUAUUCCUUCGGUCAAGUGGAAAAAUUAAUAGUUCUUUAUUAUUUCAAAUAUUAUUCUAAUAUAAUCCUGCAAAUUUGGUUAGGUCGUACACGUACCACUGUACAUAUAUUUAUUAAUAUUUUCUCCCUUGAUAAUUAUGAUU